Molecule: messenger RNA, 697 nt
Organism: Mastomys coucha (southern multimammate mouse)
Lineage: Eukaryota; Metazoa; Chordata; Mammalia; Rodentia; Muridae
Gene: Pglyrp1
Product: peptidoglycan recognition protein 1
Exons: 3
Coding region: 47-595 (182 amino acids)
Biological process (GO): peptidoglycan catabolic process; detection of bacterium; defense response to Gram-positive bacterium
Molecular function (GO): N-acetylmuramoyl-L-alanine amidase activity; peptidoglycan immune receptor activity; peptidoglycan binding
Source: RefSeq, a predicted model, not a curated record
GGACCGACUCAUACACAGCCCUGCGGUCCUGUGCAUCACGUCCAGCAUGUUGUUUGCCUGUGCUCUCCUGACCCUCGUGGGCCUAGCAGCCUCCUGCAGUUCCAUCGUGCCCCGCAGUGAGUGGAAGGCCCUGCCAUCCGAGUGCUCUAAGAGCCUGAGGCGCCCAGUUCGCUACGUGGUGAUCUCACACACAGCGGGCAGCUUCUGUACCAGCCCGGACUCCUGUGAACAGCAGGCCCGCAAUGUACAGUCUUACCACAUGACAGAGCUGGGCUGGUGCGAUGUAGGCUACAACUUCCUCAUUGGAGAGGACGGUCAUGUCUAUGAAGGCCGAGGCUGGAGCAUCAAGGGUGACCACACAGGGCCCACCUGGAAUCCCAUGUCUAUCGGCAUCACCUUCAUGGGCAACUACAUGAAGCGGGCACCAGCAAAACGGGCCCUCCGUGCUGCCCUAAAUCUUCUGAAAUGUGGGGUGUCUCAGGGCUUCCUGAGAUCCAACUAUGAGGUCAAAGGACACCGGGAUGUGCAAAGCACUCUCUCUCCAGGCGACCAGCUCUAUGAGAUCAUCCAGCGCUGGGAUCACUACCGAGAGUGAGACCUUGAGACCUUGUGGAGUCCCCACCCUGAAAUCCCUCCUGCCACCUACUCCUUCCCAGUGACCCCAAUAAAGACUCAGCACCAACCAUGCUCUGGUGAA